UGAAAAGUGCAAUAGUUCUUACAUGUAUAUACGUAAUAUACUUAUCUACUGCAUGUGAAAAAACCAUCUGGAAAAUAUUAGUCAUUCUGAAUAAGAUUGAUAUAAGUCUAGCUGAUAGUGAUUAACUUUUAUUCCUGCAUUUACAAAUUUUGAGAUGCUACUUUUUGUUUGUAUACUCGGUCUAUUUUCUGCCACGUCUGCAGCAGUAGUUCCGAAACCAUGCUGUGCAAAACAUCAAAUGACAGCUGAGCUUGUUCAGAUCACUGGAUCUUACACAAAUGGUACUCCUGCCACAGUGGAGGCAGCAAUAAAAAUACAGUAUGAUUACGAUACUAUGAUGGUAAAAUUGGAACAAGCUGAUGGAACAACUAUCAUUCAGGAUUUUAAUAAAACACAGCAGUAUACAAUAUCUGGAAAAUCAUGUCGUAAAGACAAAAUACCUACAGACAUACAACUACAACCACCAUGUGUACCAAGUAAUGCUACAUACAGAGGAAGAAGAACUAUCGGUGAUGACGUCACCUAUGAUGUUGACACGUGGUUUAUUGCGGGAACCCCAUGGGGAAAUAUAACAGUUUCUGUGAUGGCUCACGACUGCACACCAGUUAUGCAAGGAACCAGUACCAAUGAAAAUAAUGUUGUGUCACAAACAACAGUAUUUUACCACAACGUACAAUUUCCAACUCUAGCCGCCACUACAUUCCAAGUACCACAACCUUGUCCUGGGCAUUGAACAUUGAAAGACAGACUAUAUUAAUUUCAGAUGAAUAAAACAAUGUGAUGA
Molecule: messenger RNA, 784 nt
Organism: Mytilus trossulus (common blue mussel)
Lineage: Eukaryota; Metazoa; Mollusca; Bivalvia; Mytilida; Mytilidae
Exons: 5
Coding region: 155-733 (192 amino acids)
Biological process (GO): cell-matrix adhesion
Cellular component (GO): lysosome; extracellular region
Molecular function (GO): calcium ion binding
Source: RefSeq, a predicted model, not a curated record